CUCAAAGGAAACCAACUGUAUUUCCCUUUCAGCUAUAUCCUUAUAAGCCCUCCAAUUUUCUCCUCCCAUUUAUACCCGCUCUCUUCAAUCCAUCAACACAACAGAGAUGCUUCUUUUCACAUCAUUGCCAGCAUCUCUGUCCUCUUUUUACCUACUUGGUUUCUUUACUAUUUCAUUGUAGAAAAAGAAAAAGAAAAAGAAAAAGAAAAUAUCAUAAGCCUCUCCCUAUCACCUUUGCCAUUUUUGUCUCCCCUCAGUUUUGGUACCUAACCUUUUGAUAUUAUGUAAUCUAGCAUUUUUUGCAAUACCCAUAUUUGUGUUAAUUCUUUUGGCUGAAUUUUGAGCCUUACCCUCCAUUUCUUGCUUGUUUUAAAGCUCAAUUAUCGCACUUUUGUUAAUACCCACAUAGCAAAUUUACGUUUUUUUGAAGGUUCCCAUUUUAGGAAUUGUUAGGCUGAAUGGGGAUUGAGACAAGUGUGGCUAACAAGGAGGAAGAGGAGUUCUGUGAAUUGGAGAAGGAAGAGAAUCAAAUUCUGGACCCAUAUCCGAAUCCAAAAGGUAAUAAGAAUAGCAGAGGGAAGAAAGGCCGUCGACGGAACGUCAAGAAGAUGGUAGUGGUAUCUCCUCUUCAAAAGCUGUAUGAUACCUGCAAGGAAGUGUUUGAAGUUAGUGGACGUGGAAUUGUCCCCUCUCCUGAUAAAAUCGAAAAGAUGAAGGCGGUUUUGGAUGACAUUAAACCAGAGGAUGUUGGUCUGAGUCAGGAAAUGCCAUAUUUUCAGUCACCUGCUUCUGGGAGAACCCCUGCAAUAACAUAUCUUCAUCUCCAUGAAUGUGACAAAUUCUCGAUGGGUAUCUUCUGCUUUCCACCAUCAGGUGUGAUUCCCCUUCAUAAUCAUCCUGGAAUGACAGUUUUAAGUAAGCUACUGUUUGGAACGAUGCACAUUAAAUCGUAUGACUGGGUAGUUGAUGGCCCUCGCAAUGAAUCUGCUGUGGCCAAUUCUUCUGAAGUGAAGCAGUCUGACAUCCAGCAACCACAAGUGCGACUGGCCAAGGUCAAGAUUGACUCUAACUUCAUUGCACCAUGCGACCCCACCAUUCUUUACCCUGCUGAUGGGGGCAACAUGCAUUGCUUCACAGCAGUAACAGCGUGUGCAGUGCUGGACGUACUGGGCCCCCCAUAUUCAGAUCCCGAAGGUCGCCACUGCACAUAUUACUUUGACUUUCCAUUUGGCAAUUUCUCAGUUGAUGGGGUCUCCGUGUCUGAAGAAGAGAGAGAGAGUCAUGCGUGGCUUCAAGACAGGGGGAAGCAGCCUGAGGAAUUUGCCAUUGUUGGAAAACUGUACAGAGGUCCAAAAAUGGUGGACAACUGAGCCAAAGCCUUCUACUUUAAAAACCUUUAUAUGCAGCAGUCUCCAAACUACAGUCUACAGUAGAGAUUUUCUUCUCUUUUCCUUGGGUUUUCGUUGUGGAACAUGAUGAGAUAGGCACUUGAUGCUUUUUCACUCUACAGUUUCUGUACAGAAAAGGUUAAAAACCAAAAGAAAGGACAAAAGAGUUGUAGAGGCAGCAGAAAGAAGUUGACAGUAGAAUGAGAAAACGUUAAAAGUGCACUUUCAUUUUUUAAUUUUUGGUCACUAUCAUCUCCACAGUGACUCUCUACCCUCUUCCUUUUCUCAGGUUUUUUCUUAUUUGUGUUGAGUAAACUGAAAUCUAAAAGUAGAUUUUAUGAUAGCUGCUGUUAUUUGCUUUGAUUUUGUAUUAUUUUUAAGUAACAUGCUUUGGUUCCUGAUAAGCUUUACAGACUACAAAGUAGUUGUUGCUUGCGUGGUACUUCAGGGACAGACAAACUUGAAUAUGUUGUACGCAGGAUGUUUACUUUAUUGCAGGUUUUGUAAUGAUAAAUUUUCCUGAAAGAUCCUUUAUCUCACGUCCUA
Messenger RNA from Manihot esculenta (cassava), 1934 nucleotides. RefSeq names its product plant cysteine oxidase 2. Lineage: Eukaryota; Viridiplantae; Streptophyta; Magnoliopsida; Malpighiales; Euphorbiaceae. Gene Ontology annotation, molecular function: oxidoreductase activity, acting on single donors with incorporation of molecular oxygen, incorporation of two atoms of oxygen. The transcript has 5 exons. The coding region runs from base 459 to 1370 and encodes 303 amino acids. The record is from RefSeq and is a predicted model, not a curated record.